Molecule: messenger RNA, 1565 nt
Organism: Rhineura floridana
Lineage: Eukaryota; Metazoa; Chordata; Lepidosauria; Squamata; Rhineuridae
Product: pulmonary surfactant-associated protein A-like
Exons: 3
Coding region: 94-855 (253 amino acids)
Source: RefSeq, a predicted model, not a curated record
UGGUUAAAUGUGAUAACAACUACAAAAAUCAUUGCUGUGCACUUGUUUCAUCUGAUCAAAUAAAAGUGGUGCUGACAGAAAGGCCCUUAUGCAAUGCAGCUGCAGAUGUUUUGCAUUCUUAUGCUGGGCGCAUUGGUGGUGACAACUGACCCUGACCAAUGCAGAUGUAAAGAUAAAGUGAACACUUGUGUUAUCCAUGAUGGAGUCCCUGGGGUGAAUGGAUUACCAGGAAGAGAUGGGUGGCCAGGGCCUAAAGGUGAAAAGGGAGAGCCAGGUUGCUGGACAGGGACGGAGAGGAAAUGCGGCCACAGCAUGGUCUUCUGGGCAGCCCGGAGGGCAGCGAAGUUGAGCAUGGGCUCGCAGUUGGGCCUCAGUAGAUGGGCUGCAGUACAGUGGCUUGGCCGGCGAGGAAUGCAUUGGGAGGGGCUCCUACCUGCUCUGUUCCGGCAAGGUUUGGUGCAGACAAUUCCACAAGUGCUGGUCAUCCAUCUGGGUGGUAAUGACCUUGGCUUGAUGAAGGGCAAGGCCCUCAUCAUACAGGCAUCUAAGGACAUGCAAGCGAUAAGGCAGCGUUGGCCUUGGGUACGUCUGAUGUGGUCAGACCUGCUUCCACGCAAGGUAUGGUGUGAUGUUUGGGACCUGGCGGGGGUUGAUCGAGUAAGGAAGAAGGUCAACCGGCAGAUUCGGUUGGCUCUUCUCGGGCAAGGGGGGUUAGUCAUUCCGCAUCCCCAAAUUCAGCAACAGAAGGGUGAACUGUACAGGGCCGAUGGCAUUCACUGUCAGACGCAGGUAACGACUUAUUUUUGGGAGACCUGCAGAGAUGUCUGCGAGAGGUGCUUCUCGGCAGUGGGGUAAAGGGGGACUAAAUAGAGAUUUGUCCCCUUUUGUGGCGGGAAGGUGCGGGAAUGGGAAAUAGGUAAGGACAGCUAGGUGGCCCCCUUAGGCACCUUUGAAGGUGAUUGGCAGUUCCGGAGGCCUGUCUCUCAGGGCUUUACGGCUCUAGGGCAGGAUAUGGGCUGCUUCUGGGGCCAACUUAUCCUCAUCUACCCAGGGGUUAUACGGUCCCGGGUGGGGAUGAUGUGGGAAGGCCCCCCUACUCACCUGCAAGGUGUGGCCAGGGUAAAGGGUAAGCAGAUGGGCUUGCCCUUGCCCCAACAGGGGCUGGUCGCCCGAGAGCUGUGUGGCAAGCUACUUGCUUAUAGACAGUUCCCGCACCUAGGUUUCCCUCUGCAGGUCACUUUAAAUUGGGUUUUUGUUUACUGUAAUUUAAAUAAAGUGGCCCUUGUUCAACCCAAGCUGAUGUCUCUGUGUUUUAUUUCACCCCUCAACUGCAAUACCCACUGAUGAGUAGCUUUGGUUGGAAAUAGACAAUAAUUUUUAGACCUCAAAUUUCUGAAGCAUCUAGUCAUUCUGAGGCUUCAAGGACAUAAACUUUGUGUUGUUAUUCUCUCUAGUGUCACUGUAAAAAAAAUAAUGUGCAGAAUAAGCUGUGGUAUCCCAUAUUACCCCCUAUAGAAUGACUUUGUUUAAAAUUUCUGCACCAAAAUAUUUGAAUUUUCAAAAAA